Arctia plantaginis is the source of this 528-nucleotide messenger RNA. Lineage: Eukaryota; Metazoa; Arthropoda; Insecta; Lepidoptera; Erebidae. The record is from the annotation of a GenBank genome assembly.
AUGGAAUCAGAUUUUCGUUCACCUUUAAUUAAAGAUAACAGAAAAAUUGAUAAUAAAGAGGUAAAUGACAGGAUGGUAAAGUUUUUGGACUCCAGAAUAAACCCAGAAAAAGAAAACCAUCAUCUGUCUUUCUUCAAAGGCAUUAUACCAAUCUUAAACACUUUAACUAUCGAAGAGACUUUAGAAUUUCAAGCUAGCGUCAUGACAAUGUUGCAAAAAAUUAAAAGUAGGAAUUAUGAGAGACCAAAUUACGGACAUUGGCGUGAUUCAUAUAAUCAGAUGACCGGACCAGAUCAGUAUUCUGGAUGCUACACACAUAAUAGCGUCAAUCAACAGGCAACACCUACGCAAGAUCAACACUACCCUGGAUACUCUACGCAAUAUAAUAGUAGCAAUCAACAGGCAAAAACAUCUAUACCAUCAACUUCAUCUCAGACAUCGAAUCCGAUUCCAGCUUCGCCAUCAGCAUCUAGUAAUCAUUCCAUACAUUCCCAAGACUCAGAUUACUUAGAUUUUGAAGGGAUUUAA